Molecule: messenger RNA, 4997 nt
Organism: Ahaetulla prasina
Lineage: Eukaryota; Metazoa; Chordata; Lepidosauria; Squamata; Colubridae
Gene: ANKRD28
Product: ankyrin repeat domain 28
Exons: 28
Coding region: 1249-4500 (1083 amino acids)
Biological process (GO): protein localization to ciliary inversin compartment
Cellular component (GO): ciliary inversin compartment; cytoplasm
Molecular function (GO): protein binding
Source: RefSeq, a predicted model, not a curated record
GCAACUUUAUGUCCUGUGUGUCUUUUGUAAUUAUCUUUUUUAAGGCACUAUAUCUGCAAUAAUAUUUACUGCAUCAAACAUCAUAAAUUAAUAGCAGCUUUUGGACUGAGCAUUUAACCUGAAGCAACCUUCAAGGUGGCAUCGGCAUAGAUCUUUGAAUAAAGAAGUUGACUGAAAGAUUAUAUGUAGGACCUGAUUUUUCCCCCCUUACUGCCCCCACUCUUUUUUUUUUCUUUUUUACUUUGGUCUGAAUGAAGCUAUAAGAAGAACUCUAUUCACAGUGAUGAAAAGAAGCAUUGGAGUGAUGAACUACUUCUGCGAGAAAAGUCUAAAGCAAUAAUUCCAAUGCUUAUGCUUUAGUAUUUUCCUAAAGUGCUUGUACUUGCUGUUUUUAUGCCUUCUUGGAGCAGCUAGAGCAGUGGGCUGAUGGUUGACGACAAAUGUACUGCAUUGCUUUCUGCCUGAUAGAGUGAAGCAUUCUUUGUUACUGUAUGUUAGAGAAACUGGGUUGAACAAAGAGUAUUAUCAUUAUUAUUUGCAUUUAAUUGUCCUUUAUUGUCUGAAUUGUUACGUGUAAAAGUACUGUAACCUAGCUGUACAUUUCAGGAAUGUUUAAAUGAAGAAACAUUAAUCUUAAAGAUCUAGCUUUGAAUAACUACAGAAAAAUAAUUUUUACUUUUUACUAGAUAUGAAAAUUAAAAUUUUGUUAAUUAAAAUGAAUUAUGAAUGGGAGCACUUGAUUAGUCAUGUGUGCCUUUUCUGGUAGAAAUCUGACUACUAUUAACUGGAGACUGUCCUUGCAGGACUGGGGAGAGCUGUGAUUAUCUCUGCCAGAGCAAUUGUCUCUUUCUGCACAGAAUGUUGUUAUGUUGUAUAUAACAACGAGCAUACUGUUUAGAGAAAACUUCUGUAGAAAUUAAACAAAAGCAAUGUAUUUGAUAUAAGAUAUAGAAUAUAUGUGCUGUUGUGGUUUAUAUUUUAACAUUGUUUGAAUGAAGAUCAAUACUGAAUAAAAAUUCAGUAGGAACAGAUUUUUUGUUUAUGGAAUAUUACUUGAAAACUUUGUUAGAAAAUACCUUGUUAACUGAAUUGGCAACUUGUAAACAUAUUAGUUGCAUGAGUUAAAAUUUGAAAACACAGGAGUAGUUUUUGGUAAUUUAGGUUAGAAGAAAAGAACUUAUGUUCUGUGUCUGUUUCACUACAACAAGGCAAUUGCAAAUUUAAGUUGCUGGUUUUUUUAAUGAUCAAAUGAGUCGAGUGUGUAUUGUUGUUUUGGAGGAGGUGGAAGAUGAUUCUCCCACAUUUAUUUCCAAACUGCCUCAGGAAAACUUAUCUCUACAUCCUUCAGCUUCAGAAUAUGGCAUGGUAAGGCCACCACUUGUCCAAGCUAUAUUUAAUGGAGAUCCUGAUGAAGUUCGUGCACUAAUCUUUAAAAAAGAAGAUGUCAAUUUUCAGGAUAAUGAAAAGCGGACCCCUUUACAUGCUGCUGCAUAUUUUGGAGAUGCAGAAAUUAUUGAGUUGCUUAUUUUAUCUGGAGCUAGAGUUAAUGCCAAAGACAGCAAGUGGUUAUCUCCUUUACACCGAGCUGUUGCAACACGUAGUGAGGAUGCUGUUCAGGUGUUGUUGAAGCAUUCAGCUGAUGUCAAUGCCCGUGACAAAAACUGGCAAACACCAUUACACAUAGCAGCUACAAAGAAAGCUGUCAAGUGUGCAGAAGCUUUGGUGCCGCUACUUAGUAAUGUAAAUGUAUCAGAUCGUGCUGGUAGAACAGCAUUACACUAUGCAGCGUUGAGUGGACAAGUUCAGAUGGUCAAUUUAUUAUUGUCUAGAGGUGCCAAUAUCAAUGCCUUUGAUAAAAAAGAUAGACGGGCUAUCCACUGGGCAGCCUAUAUGGGUUAUAUUGAUGUAGUAAAACUGCUUGUAGCUCACGGAGCAGAAGUGACAUGUAAAGACAAGAAAUCAUAUACACCAUUACAUGCUGCAGCAUCUGCUGAUAUGAUUAAUGUAGUCAAGUACCUUCUUGAUCUUGGAGUUGAUAUCAAUGAACCAAAUGCAUAUGGUAAUACACCUCUUCAUAUUGCUUGCUUCAAUGGACAAGAUACUGUUGUAAAUGAACUGAUAGACCGUGGUGCUAAUAUAAAUCAAAUGAAUAAGAAGGGAUUUACACCUUUACAUUUUGCUGCUACAUCAACUCAUGGAGCUUUAUGUUUAGAGGUCCUGGUUUGUAAUGGAGCAGAUAUAAAUGCGAAGAGUAAAGAUGGAAAAACACCAUUACAUAUGACAGCUAUUCAUGGAAGAUUUUCAAGAUCGCAAACCAUCAUCCACAAUGGAGCGGAAAUAGACUGUGAAGAUAAAAAUGGAAAUACACCAUUACACAUAGCAGCUAGAUAUGGCCAUGAACUGCUCAUUAACACACUGAUUACAAGUGGUGCUGAUAUAUCAAAGCGGGGUAUACAUGGAAUGUUUCCUCUCCAUUUGGCAGCAUUAAGUGGAUUUUCAGACUGUUGCAGAAAGCUGCUUUCAUCAGGCUUUGAAAUAGAUACUUCAGAUGACUUUGGCAGGACUUGCCUUCAUGCAGCUGCAGCUGGAGGAAAUUUGGAGUGCCUUAAUCUGCUGUUCAACACAGGUGCAGAUUUUAAUAAAAAAGACAAAUUUGGAAGAACUCCACUCCACUAUGCUGCUGCCAACUGUAAUUACAAGUGUCUGUUUGCCCUUGUGGGUUCUGGAGCUAGUGUAAAUGACCUUGAUGAAAGAGGUUGUACACCACUACAUUAUGCAGCUGCAUCAGACACUGAUGGAAAGUGCCUGAAAUACUUACUUCGAAAUGAUGCAAAUCCAGGGAUUCGAGACAAGCAAGGUUACAAUGCUGUUCAUUAUGCUGCUGCUUAUGGACAUCGUUUAUGCCUUGAAUUGAUUGCCAAUGAAACACCUUUAGAUGUUUUAAUGGAAACAUCAGGAUCUGACAUGCUGAAUGAUUCAGACAACAGGGCACCGAUUAGUCCAUUGCAUUUAGCUGCCUAUCAUGGACAUCACCAAGCUUUGGAAGUAUUAGUGCAGUCUUUGUUGGAUCUUGAUGUCCGGAACAAUAAUGGAAGAACACCUUUGGAUCUUGCCGCUUUUAAGGGACACGUUGAAUGUGUGGAUGUACUCAUUAAUCAGGGAGCCUCUAUCUUGGUAAAAGACUACAUUGUAAAGAGAACACCAAUACAUGCUGCUGCUACAAAUGGUCAUUCAGAAUGCUUGCGGUUGUUAAUUGGAAAUGCAGACACACAGAAUGCUGUGGAUAUUCAAGAUGGAAAUGGACAAACCCCUUUGAUGUUGUCUGUUCUUAACGGGCAUACAGAUUGUGUCUAUUCCCUGCUCAACAAAGGAGCAAAUGUAGAUGCCAAAGAUAACUGGGGAAGAACAGCAUUACACAGAGGGGCAGUUACUGGGCAUGAAGAAUGCGUAGAAGCACUGCUUCAUCAUGGUGCAAAAUCCACAUUACGAGACUGCAGAGGACGUACACCUAUACAUUUAUCUGCUGCUUGUGGACAUAUUGGGGUAUUAGGAGCACUCUUACAAUCAUUGUCACCUGGGGAUAUGAUACCGGCUGACAAUCAGGGAUAUACAUCAUUACACUGGGCAUGUUACAAUGGUCAUGAUUACUGUGUGGAAUUUCUUUUGGAUCAGGAAGUUUUUCAGAAAAUGGAAGGAAAUUCUUUCAGUCCCUUACAUUGUGCAGUGAUAAAUGAUAACGAGGGUGCUGCUGAAAUGCUAAUUGAUAUACUGGGAUCAGAAAUUGUAAAUUCUACAGAUGCAAAGGCAAGAACUCCCCUCCAUGCAGCAGCCUUUACAGAUCACGUAGAGUGUUUACAGCUUUUGCUUAGCCAUAAUGCACAAGUAAACUCUGUAGAUUCUUCUGGGAAGACACCUUUAAUGAUGGCUGCAGAAAAUGGGCAAACAAAUACAGUUGAGGUAUUGGUUAGCAGUGCUAAAGCUGAUCUGACUUUGCAAGAUAAGUGUAAAAACACUGCACUACAUCUGGCUUGCAGCAAGGGUCAUGAAACCAGUGCCUUGUUAAUAUUAGAGAAGAUUACAGAUAGAAAUCUGAUCAACGCCACCAAUACAGCAUUGCAGACGCCUUUACAUGUUGCUGCACGAAAUGGAUUAACAGUUGUAGUUCAAGAACUUCUGGUAAAAGGAGCAAGUGUACUUGCAGUAGAUGAAAAUGGUUAUACACCAGCAUUGGCCUGUGCUCCAAAUAAAGAUGUGGCUGACUGCUUAGCUCUCAUUCUGGCUACAAUGAUGCCUGUUUCAUCAAGCAGCCAAAUACCUUCUCUUACAUUUAAUUCCAUUAAUCAUUAUACCACCAGUUCAAAAACAGUCACCUUUGAUUCUUCACCAAUUACUCGAAGUGAACAUAGCUCUUAUUGUAGUUUCAACAACAUUGGGAGGGAAGAUGGGUAUUCAUACACAGAAGAAGAUGAACUUAAUGACUCAGAUUCAGAAACUUAUUAAAAAGCUUCAUUAGAAGUCUGAAGAGUAAACUUACUUGCUGAAUUUCCAGUUUGUUAUUGGAGAAAGAUGUCUUGCUGAAUAUAAAAAAAGGACAACCCAAGGAAAAGAUUUCUUUAACAAAAGUAUGGAGAUACACGAAAAAUAUGACUCUUGAGAAAUUUUUAAAAACAGGUUAUGCAAAAGAAAUGGUUGGAAUUUAUGGUUCAAAAAGUUAUCUAGAAUGUUAUUUAAUUGCAAUGUACUGGUUUCAAUGAAUAAUCCCACUAAGGUUGUGCAUCUUUGUAUAAAGAAAUAUGCAAUUAUACAACAAAAUGGACAAUACAUUUAAAUCUUAACUAUAAAAACUAAGAUCAUUUUGAAGGCAAUAAUUGAGUUUGGUACAAGAGGCAUUGUUUGUGCUGCAAAUUGCCAAAGGACCAAAUAACUUAAGACUUUUUUUAAAUUUAAAAAACCCUUUUUGAGAACACUUGAAUAGCUUAAAUAAGUAAUAGUCUUAA